Messenger RNA from Wasmannia auropunctata (little fire ant), 426 nucleotides. Its product is annotated as venom carboxylesterase-6-like. The transcript has 2 exons. NCBI's taxonomy places the organism in Eukaryota, Metazoa, Arthropoda, Insecta, Hymenoptera, Formicidae. The record is from RefSeq and is a predicted model, not a curated record. The annotation marks the transcript as partial.
AGGUUUGGUGACGAAGCACCUUUCAUCGAUAGAACACCUAUUGAAAUCGUAAGUAGCGGAGACGUACAGGAUGUACCUUGGGUUACGGGAGUAACGAGCGAAGAGGGCCUCUAUCCUGUAGCUGAGUUUAUCAAUUAUGAUGAAAGUCUGAAACAGCUGAACGACAAUUGGGAUAUUCUCGGACCGGAUUUUCUUGACUUUAACUACACCAUUCCCAAAGAGAAGCACGUCGAGAUCGCUCGUCUUAUUAAGAAACAUUACUUUGGCGCAAAACCGAUAGAUCGACAGAGUACGAAAGAAUUGGUACAAAUGACGAGUGAUCGCUUAUUCUUGGUCGAUGCCGAAAAGGCUGUGCGAAUGCAAGCCAAAGUAAAUCAGAAUCCAGUUUGGUAUUAUUAUUUCAGUUACAGAGGAGCGAAAAGUUUA